Molecule: messenger RNA, 324 nt
Organism: Tarenaya hassleriana
Lineage: Eukaryota; Viridiplantae; Streptophyta; Magnoliopsida; Brassicales; Cleomaceae
Exons: 2
Coding region: 1-324 (107 amino acids)
Source: RefSeq, a predicted model, not a curated record
AUGAAAAUUGCCCAGCCUCUACAUGAAACUAUAGCGCAAACACCAUCUUACGAGAAGUUUCUUAAAGACGGACUCGUUAGGAAGGAGAAAUUAGAAGAGGAACCAGUAAUCCUGACAGCUGAAUGCAGAGCAAGUAUGAGUCUAUUACCAAAGACCACAUAUGAUAAGCUGAACGUGGAUGAACUAAAGCCCACUAAAAUGAUCCUACAACUGGCAGACAAGUCAGUGAAAGCCCUUUUUGGGACUUUAGAGGAUGCACCACUUAAGGUUGAAAACGUUUACGUUCCGAUCGAUUUUGUGGCUAUUGAUGUUGAUAGACGUUGA